This is a messenger RNA of Leptinotarsa decemlineata (Colorado potato beetle), 4699 nucleotides long. It is a transcript of the gene wnd, whose product is annotated as Mitogen-activated protein kinase kinase kinase 13 wallenda. Lineage: Eukaryota; Metazoa; Arthropoda; Insecta; Coleoptera; Chrysomelidae. The record is from RefSeq and is a predicted model, not a curated record. Gene Ontology annotation, biological process: protein autophosphorylation. Gene Ontology annotation, molecular function: MAP kinase kinase kinase activity; ATP binding. Gene Ontology annotation, cellular component: cytoplasm.
AUGCAUACCCCUGAGGGUACGUUAGAAAGGGGACAGGCGCCCCCGCCCUAUUCAGUUCCUAAUACUGUCCACGAUGGUUUGUGCGACGGGGAAGACGAAGAAAUUAUGCAACCGCAUCUCAUGUCGCUGCCCAACAAGGACCAGUUCAGUAACUUCACUCACAGCGUUGUUCCUAUCAAGAAUGACCUCACUCCACAACAAAUAGCCAACGAAUAUGCCGUUAAUUUUCCUGCAGAUUGCCAAGGCAGCUCUCCUGAUACACCUCCACCCGGAACUGAUCUCAAACAAAGGUUGAAGCUAGGUAUUUUCGGAUGCCUGGGACCCGUUUUGGCCUUGCUAGGGAAGGGGGUGGACGAGAACAAAAACGCUCAAGAUGACUGGGAAAUUCCGUUCGAGCAAAUAACAGACCUAAAGUUCCUCGGGUCCGGAGGACAGGGAGCGGUCUUCUCCGGCCUCCUGAACAAUGCACAAGUGGCCGUUAAGAAAGUCUCCGAACUGAAAGACACCGACAUUCGAAAUCUCCGCAAACUGAAUCAUCGCAAUAUAGUGAAAUUCAAAGGGGUUUGCACGCAGGAGCCAUCCUGCUACUGUAUAGUUAUGGAAUUCUGCCCUUACGGGCCUCUGUUCGAUCUGCUGAAGAAUCAGAAAAACAAUGUCACUAUUAACAGGGUAGUAUCGUGGGCGAAGCAGAUAGCUGACGGAAUGCAUUAUCUACAUAGCCAUAAGAUCAUUCACCGGGAUUUGAAAAGUCCAAAUGUUCUAAUAGGCGAGGGCGAAGUUAUCAAAAUCAGCGACUUUGGCACAUCCAGAACGUGGAACGGAGUCAGCCAGAAGAUGACUUUCGGAGGAACCGUCGCGUGGAUGGCCCCGGAAGCGAUCCAGGAAUUAGCUUGCAACGAAAAAGUCGACAUCUGGUCCUUCGGCGUAGUCUUGUGGGAACUGAUAACCUGCGAGGUCCCGUACGAUGGCAUGAACCAAGGAGCGAUUAUGUACUCGGUGGGAUCCGGAAAACUUACACCCCCUAUACCGUCAACUUGUCCUGAAGGCUUUAAACUAAUCAUGCAAAUGUGCUGGAAAUUCAACCCGAAAGAACGGCCUAAUUUCAAGCUGAUUCUCAACCAUCUGGAAAUAGCUUCGGUGGAAAUCCUCUCGGAAUACGAAGACAAAAACUUCUUCAAAACGCAAGAGAGCUGGAAAAAGGAAAUCCAAACUGAAAUGUAUCUGUUUUGCGAGCAGCUGCGGAGACACAAAGUCGAGUAUCAACUCAAAGAAGAACAGCUUAUAAAACGCAGGGAGCUAGAGCUCAAACAUAUUCGCGAUAUUCGAGAGGUGUACGAUAGGAGGGUCGAAAAAGUUAACCAGAUGAUCGUAGAACUGGCCUGCCAAUUGCAGCAGGUGGGGAGGCCGCGACCCAAUGUUAGACAGAGGAAGAUAUUGCCGAGGUUCAAUAAUAAUCGAAGGAGACCUGGCAAUCAAAGUACCACGCCAACUAGUCCUGAAUGUAGUCUCACAAGUCCAGAUAGUCCACAGAUUGCUCCAGUGAAACCUCCUCAAUACACCCGACUGAAACAAGACACAGACACUGUUUUGCAAUCAACAACAACUCAAACUGCCAGCGUCAGCUCUCGAAAAAGGCACAGUAGAACAAACUCAGGUUCUCCUCGCAAUUCCAGAUGUUCGAGGUCAUCUGGAUCGAGGACCUCAAUAGUGGUGGAUGCCGAAACCCAAACGGAUUCCAUGGACAUCAGCGAAACGGACCUGAGCCCCACCGCGAGUUGUCCCCCCACCUCGAUUUGUCCGACUACUUCGUGUUCAAACACGCUUGUUUAUCCUCAGCGGGUAAUCCUGCAGGAGUUCAGGAACGGUUUGUCCGAAGAGGGAUCCAACGGGAACUGUGUGCAGUUGCAUUAUAUGGUCCCUCAUCCAGAGCCAGCAGUCCAGGUGUUCACCAGAGUGGAUUCCCGAAGUACGAGCCCCAUUGACUUCGAUUGUGAGGACAGCGUGAACCGGAAUAUUGUUCCUGGUGCAUCAAGUGAAGAGGAUAACCUAGAAACCAUUGGCAGGAAGGUUUCAGCCAUCAAAAUAGCAGCUAUUUUCUCACCAGAAAAUGGAAAUCUCUCAAGUGGUAUUAGCGAUAUGGGCGACAUGAUUAGACAGAGGACGAAUUCAGAAACCAGAGACGAUUUGGAUAGUACCGAAGAUGCCGCAAAUGAAGAUAGUUUCACCGACGAAGAAGGAGAGGUUUAUAAUCAUUCGCUAAGGAGACGGAGCAAACCAGGAAAAGAACCCCUGAAAUCCAGUCUGGCCAGAAGACCGAUCUACCCUGGUCGUAGAUCAAACCGGUUCAAAAUGAACCUCGUCCAGUUCCAAAGAGAACCAAAUGCAUCAGACGAAGGCAACACCUCCGAAUAUUCACCCUCGAGCAAAUCUUCAACCUUGGAAUCGAACCCUGACCGACUUCGACUACCUAACCUUUCUGUCAAAAGGUCUAGCGAGAGCAUAGAUGGCGCCUCUGACAGCGAUUCAGAGGAGACCACCACGAUCGCUACGCAAGUAUCCUAUAAAAUUACAGCAUGAACAAAGCAGAGAGUGCAGUCUGAAUCGAAGAAGCGUGGAUGUGAUUUUGUUUUAGUCUUUAAGUUUUAUUCCUAUGUUUUGUUUUAUUGUUAUUUUGUUCUGGGAUAUUCGAAUUUAUACACUUUUUAUGGGUCGGCAUGGCUCUGGAUUCCCAAAGAUACUUUACAGAGUGUUUCAUUAUGAAUUUCGUAGUGAAUAUGAGUCCCAAUGCUACAGAUACAGGAAUGUUAUCAGUUAACCAUAUAUCAGUUGGCAGAUACGAAUGGCAUUGGUAACAAUUGAAAAACCAUUUCUGAUCAGUGGAAAAAUGACAAAAGUAAACCAAUGAUCAUGUUCGGCUUUGACUAAAAUAUAUAUUUUUUGAAAUCUUAUAUAAAGUCGCCAAAGAACAAAUCUAUAUAUAUUAGAACAUAGGCCGGAGAACAAAGGCCGUUGUGAAAAGAAACUUGUAGUACCAUAUGUUUAGUCUGCUAUCUAGGCAGACACCUUCGGUAAUGUAUGCGUUCACUGCGAAGACGAAGGUAGAAUCUUGAAGUCUUAGCAACAUGUCUCAUAUACUUAGUCUUUGCUGAGACUUCGAGAUACUUUCUACUUCCAGGUAGUCAGUGCCUAUACCACUGAAGAUGUCCGUCUUAGUAGUAGAUAAAACGUUAAUUACAAGUUCUUUUAAACCACAGCCCAAAGCUUGUUUUUUUUCUCUAAUCGAUACCCACACCCACUAUUCUUGGAGAAAUGUUCUAGUACUAUAGGAAUAUAGUAAAAACAACCCAAAUCUACUAAACAAAGAAGGUAUACUGUUUGUGAUAUGUCAAAUGAGUUUAAAAAUGAUAACGUCAGACUGCAAAAGUAAAUCAUACUUUUAUAAGACUUCAUAUUUUCAAAAAUUUCAGAAUGUUGUACUAUUUUCAGAUUAUAAUUUUCUGAGGCUAUUUUGAAUAUUGAAUUGAAUAAUUUGAAUAAUUGAAUAAUCUAAUCUAUAUUAGAUAAGUACUGUACUAUAUUCUCCACCCAUUCCAAUUAUUUUCUCAAAUAUGUGAAAACAAAGAUGAAUAAGUAGAGGAAAAGAGGAGCAAGAAGAAUGAAAAUAAUCAACUGAGGAGGAACUUACGAAAAAAUACCAUAGACAAAAAUGACAAAACAGCUGGCAAAGACGUUAGUUUUUAUGAAUUGAUAAAACUCGGAGGUGAAAUGUAUGAGCAAAUAUACUGAAAAAGGGCGAAUUCGUGGGGGAUAAUGGGGGUAAUAAUCUCCUUUCCCCCGACAUCAACAUUCAGUACAUCUCAAAUGGAGAAGUAGAAAGCCAAAAUCUUUUCCCAAAAACCUUUCUUUUUCAAAAACCAAUGUCUCCAAUAAAUAUAUUUCUUUCAAUUAUUUUCAAAUGAGUAUUGUAACAGCAAUUAAUAACGAUUUAUCGUUAUAAAAAUUGAACUUCGCCUUUUGUUUCCAACUUAUUCAUAUUUUUGUCCAUAGUGUUCAUUAACUGUUGAACCUUAUUAGUUGUAAACAAUAAAGACAUUUAUUAUUAUUAUUAUUACAUACUUUCAUAUAUAAAUUAUUUCCCUAAAAUGACCCCUCUUCUCUCGAAAUUUAGUUUUUUUAAGUAACACUGAAACAAACUAUGCUAUCCUUACAAAGGCUUUUUUACUCAUAUUCAUUUCUUCAUCAUAUAUCAAUAAGAAUAUGUUCUCUUUCUCUUUGUAUGGCCGUUGCUUUCCUCUCGGGCGCAUUCGGCCACUUUUCUCCUGUCAUUUGUUGACAGGAGCUUUUGUGGGGGCAGCAGUCUUGCUUGAGGCAAUGCUGCCACCCUUUAGUAUUUUCUCACAAUUUUUGUACAUAAAAAACUUCAUCAUUUUCUGUUUCUACUUUUUUAUUUUCAAUAUUCAAAACAGUGUUGCAAGAUUAACAUGUUAUGCUACUUUUCAUUUCAUUAAAUGGUCUCUGGAGACGUUCGUAUCUAUCCUAUGUUUUUUGCAAGGACUUAUAAAUAAUUCAUGAAACAUUCUGAACUAUUUCCAUUUAUCUGUAUCCUGGUAUACAAUCAACAUACCUUGUAUCUGUAUCUGUAGAGUAGGGAGGGUGAGUGUAGGCCCACAGCACUCAGGCCACAUUUGACCCAUUCUAC